Aspergillus puulaauensis is the source of this 1443-nucleotide messenger RNA. RefSeq names its product pentapeptide repeat-containing protein. NCBI's taxonomy places the organism in Eukaryota, Fungi, Ascomycota, Eurotiomycetes, Eurotiales, Aspergillaceae. Bases 1 to 1443 code for a protein of 480 amino acids. The transcript has 2 exons. The record is from RefSeq and is a predicted model, not a curated record.
AUGUCUGAUAUCGGAGAAGACAACAUGUUUGAUAAGAUGUUUGCCGAAAUCAAUGCCAGUUUGGGCACUAGUAUGGAAGACAUUCUAGCACAGAUAGAUUGCAGCCUGAACACCGCGGAUCUCUCAGAAAAUGCACCUACCAAUGUCACUGGUUACGCGGCUACAUCUACUGUAACGAAUAACUCCAUGUUUAAUGAUGCUUCUGGACCCGACGGUGACUUCGGGAUCAUCCCUGGUCCUGCCGGUAUGGGCGGACUCGGAGUUGCUGGACCUGGUGGUGCCGGUGCUGGUAUCAUUGACGCUGGAAUUGGUAACACUGGCAUUUCUGACACCGGCAUUGCCAACUCUGGCAUUCCUAACUCUGGCAUUGCCAACUUUGGUAUCACUAACACGGGCAUUGCCAACCCUGGCAUUGCAAACUCUGGUAUCACUAACACGGGCAUUGCAAACUCUGGUAUCACUAACACGGGCAUUGCCAACUCUGGCAUUGCUAACGCUGGUAUCACUAACGCUGGUAUCACCAACGCUGGCAUUGCGAACACUGGUAUCACUAACACGGGCAUUGCCAACUCUGGCAUUGCUAACGCUGGUAUCACCAACGCUGGCAUCGCUGACCCUGCUCCUCACAAUAUCCUUGGACUUCCCGGUAUCUCUGCGCCUGAGGCUACCCCUGGUGGAUCGACCCUCACCGUCGGCGACAACAGCAACGAGGCAGCGUCGGAGGCCGCAAGAUUGAGCUACAGAAUGUGGGUUGCUAUCAUGCGCAACGACCUCCGCGGCGUCGCGGCUCUCCUGCACCAGGGUGCGACCCCUAUGAUGAACCUCAGGUACGGUGGCUAUGCGCUCGACAUGGCCGUUAGAAUGGGCCACCGGGGGAUCUUGGUACUGUUCCAUCGGACCUCCAAAGGCUUUGCUGACCACGGUAUCCGCACCCUCUUGACUGCCGUUGCGGAGGACAAGAAGGAUAUCGUUGAGGCCAUGCUGAAGAUGGGAAUGAGGGGAAGGCUGAUCAACGAUGAAACGCUCAAGCUAAUCUUCCAUGGCUUUGCGUGCCGUCACGGCACCCCCGAGAUGCUGGACUUCUUGGAGAUUCACGGCACAUGGUGGAGUUGGAAAUCCUACGGGCGCUGGUGUAUCAACUUGACUCACAAAACGGAUGCUUGGGCGAAUGCGGCCAAGAUUAGGGAUCUCCGCGCGAGGUAUAUGCAGCGUGAGGCGGAUAAACAACCCCUUGUGAAAGUGAACGACAUGAUGGACCCGCUCCCCGAAGACCAGACUCUCAAGCCCAUCGAGGAGAUCGUGCGUCUUUACUGCGAGAAGUACCCGAACGUGAUAAUACAGGAUUACUUUGAGGAUGGGUACCUAUCGCCACGUCACCAGAAUCAGGGCCCUGCAGUCGGCGACGUUCAGACCUGGGUGGAGUACCUACACGACCAAAGUUAA